CAAAAUAAUCCAUGUACGAACCGGGAACGGAGCAGAUCAACUGCAACGGCAGACUUAUUGAAUUGCCAAGCCUGGAGGUUGUGCGACCAGCUCCCAAAAUGCCCAGCGAUGCCAACAUUGAUUGGCUGCUCCACAUUUAUUUUACUCGCCGCGAAUUCACGCGCUGCCGCCGACUCAUCGAACGUGAGCUGAAUCGCCAUUUGAAUCCAGAGUACCUGUACUUUGUCCAGGGACUAAUUGACCGUGAAGAGGGCAACCACAUCGAGGCGCUGCGGCAUCUGCAAAAAUCUGUGGAGCUGAAUCCCCGAAACAUCGAGACCUACAAGGAAAUAGGGCGAACACUCUACAUAAUGGGCCGCUUUAGUCAGGCACUGGGUGUCUUUAGGGAGGCGGAGCAGAGGAGCAGCCGUCAGGACCACGAGAUAUACCAUUACCUGGGCGAACUGCUCUUUCGGGCGGCCACAACCCAAAGCCAAAAGGAGCUUGCCUGCCAGCAGCAGGAGGAGGCCCGCUCCUACUUCGAAUUAGCUGUUCAAUCGGGUCGGAAACUUGAGAGCUAUGUCCGUUUGGCCGAGUUGUAUCGCAAGGAUAAGCAAUACCAGAAGGCCAUUGAUGUGCUGGAAACUUGCCUGCACUUGACUCCCGAGAACUCGGAGGUUCUGAUUGAAAUCAGUGUGCUGUACCUGAAAAUCAACGAAACGCAAAAGGCACACGAUCGUCUGGCGGAAGUCGUCAGCAUCGAACGGAAAUGCUCGCCCAAGGGACUUUUGGCCUUCGGCGCCAUUUUGCAGUCGCGCAACGAUGUCGAUGGGGCCCUCAGCAAAUACAGCCAAAUCGCAAACGCUGAGCCGGAAAUUGCCGAGCUGUGGAAUAACAUUGGAUUGUGCUUCUUCAAGAAGCAGAAAUUCAUUGUGGCCAUUUCCUCGUUGCGCAAAUCCGUUUGGCUCUCGCCGCUUAAUUACAAUGCCCUGUACAACCUGAGUUUAAUCUACAUUGCCUCCGAACAAUACGCCAGUGCCUUUCACACGCUGGCCGCAGCCAUAAACCUGCGCAAGGAUAAUGCCGAGUGCUUCAUGCUCCUGGGCCUCUGUUUGCGUAAGCUGGACGAUAUGGAGAACGCGUUCGUGGCCCUCGAAAGGGCCAGUCGGAUGGCAACUGGGCCACAGGGCGGCGGACGAAAUCCUUUGGUUGUGCUGAACUUUGCCCUGUUUUGCUACGAAACUGGACGAUUGGCGUUGGCCACCGAGCAGUACAACCGAUUCAUGAGCCAGGCCCAGGACCUCUUGCUGCCCACGGAAUACAAAUUCCAGGCCACCAAGCUCAAAUCCCUGCUGCGAAUCUCCAGUCAGGGCAAUGGCAUCCUACUGGACUCCGCGGAUUUGGAGGAACCCGAUUUGGGCCAAAAUCGAUCCAGGGAACUGCUGCCGGACGAGCUGCCACUGGAGGUUAAUGCUGUUGUUAGCCAGAAUUAAAUAUUUAUGGUAAUGGAAAGCAAUAAACUGUACUCAUUUGCAAUUCACAUCAAACAUUUAUUUGAAAGUGUUUACAUUUAUACUUAUAUAUAAAUAGUAUAAGCAGCUUAGAUAGUACACAUAAUAAAGAUUUCCCAAGGUGCCAGUGUAAAAUUCAUUGGCCUUGGCUAAAAACCAUUUAUCGACAAAUAAUCAAAAUAGUAGGUGAUAUUUUCAGCUAAGAAGAAAAAGCAACUCUGGGCUCGUAGAGUUAAUGCGUCUUCUUAGCAAUUCUAUUUUAAUAUUCAUGGAUUUCUGCUUUUUGAACCUUAGUGGAAAGUAAAUGUCUCGUAUUUGUACAGCUCGUACUGACUUAGCCUAUCGAAAACUUACAUAAUAACACGAAAUUGAAACACCAACUGGUUAACGAACAAAUCUUAAGCCGUAAUUUAAUUGGAAAUGAAGUGGCACUUUUCGAAACAGCCAAAUCACAAGCGGAAUCAAAUUUUUAACCGAUCGAUGCAACAGUGAAAACCCAAUGGACUAUAUAAGUAAAUUGUGCAUCAGCCAGUAAAUACAUUAA
Drosophila takahashii is the source of this 2034-nucleotide messenger RNA. It is a transcript of the gene BBS4, whose product is annotated as Bardet-Biedl syndrome 4. NCBI's taxonomy places the organism in Eukaryota, Metazoa, Arthropoda, Insecta, Diptera, Drosophilidae. Gene Ontology annotation, biological process: protein localization to cilium; cilium assembly. The record is from RefSeq and is a predicted model, not a curated record. Gene Ontology annotation, molecular function: protein binding. Gene Ontology annotation, cellular component: ciliary basal body.